GUAGCCGAAGCACGACCCGUGUGACUGGAAGCAGGACUCGGCAUAGAUUUUUCCUUCGUUUACUCCUCGAAGGACCGUCUCUCCUUAUUUAGGGCCGCUCCCGCGAUGUGAAUUACCCGCCUAACCCUCCCCGUGGGCUUCCAGGGAAGCACGGGCAGGCCCGCCGCCUCUCCGGUUCCCGCAGCGCUCCGCGGCCCGAUUCCUUGCGAUGCUUGCGCAACGCACGUCCCCCUGGAAAGCGAUACUGCUCCCCUAAAAUGUCCAACAGGGCCGCUCGAGUACCUUGCCAGGCAGGGACACUUCUUCGGCCUUGCUCUGCACGUGGAGGGUGAGCUUAGAAACGGGACACGCGAAAAGGCCUCCCCCUCCCCUCCACCUCCCCCCCUGGUCCUUGAGCUGGGAGAGGCUCAGCGCGUCCCACCUCUUCCUUUCGGCACCGAGGAUUUGAAUGCAGGCCUUGUCUGCGGCAAAAAUGAUGGUCCUGCUGCCCUAACGGGGCAGCGAUAGGCUGUGACAGGAGUCUGCUCUCUUGGGGUCUGGGGAUAGCUGUGGUUUCUUCCCAGGAAAAGUAACUCCCCUUGACUUCCUUGUGCCUGAGGGAGAAGGGAAUGGGGUCCCCCGGCAAGGAAGGAGUUAAAGGGCCGAAAAGGUUUGGAGGUGGGAGGGUAACAACAUAUGAAGCCUUUCAGUCAGUGUUGUGAAAAAACACAGCCUGAGGAUGGUGGAGCCGAGCUGCUCACAGUCAGAGCGUUACGGUUUGUAACAGAUUAUACCCCCGGGAAGAGGUGGCCACCAGGGAACAGCACAUUCUGCCGUAAGCACACAGACACAGGGCUCGCCGGAGAGCCUGGGCAAGCAAAGGGACGACACUUCAACUUCACCCAGCGGCGCUCUCCUCGUCAACUUUAGCCAUUGAUUUAUUUGUUGUUCUUGUUUUUUGAAAGGUCACAGUAGCUUUUCGGGAAAGUCUCCCCCUUCCCGGCCGGCUCGGGCAUGGGUACACCCGUCUGAAGUGGAAGCUCUGGGCAGAGCCUUCCCUGAGAGCCAGCUCUCCCAUCACCGUGCCUUCCUACCGCCUUUUCUGUGCCGCCGUGUCUAGUCUGACUUUUAAACCAGUCAAGUGCUAGCUCUUAAUUGGUCUAUAAUAAGAUGCUCCGUUGUAAAGAAUAAUUGCGGCGGGACAGUGUGGUGGGCACAGUGACGCGACGGUUUCACCCUUUUUCUCCUUUCAAAUUAAACCCCUUUGACGCGGGGAACUCUCGAACUCUUCAGAAAGCGGCGCGUCGGGGAGCGAGGCCCGCUGCGUGCCGUCUCCGCGACCUGGCGAGAGAGGGGAGGUGGUUCAUCUCGCUUCUGUAGAGAAGGCACUUGACCAGCCACAGAGUAUUUCAGAUCGGGCUAGCAGCUCGUCGCCUUCCUUCCUAAUUUGUUUUGAUCCCUCCAGGUGCGCGGGAAGAGCUACACACAGUUCACACGCUGAUCCGAGACCCGCGGGACCCGCUGCCCGCAGCAGCGUAGGAGCGGUGCUGAGCCACUCCCCAAAGCCAGAGUGUCGCACCGACAUCUGGGCAGCCGAAUGUCAGAUUAACCCUCAACUCAGCACUGACUUCUACGAACAACCAGUUCUGCCCGGUAGGACCCCCACUACAGCGUCUUCUCCAGCAGCAUGGUAACUUGAGCGAUUGUUUAGAGAGCAGACAGUGUCUGAUUCUCAGGCUGCUUCCCGCUUUCCGGACUUGAGCCUUCUGAAAUGCAGCAGUAUCCUCCCCCGCCCCCCCCACCUCACCCUUCCCCAGAAACCUCAUUAGCCAGCCUUGUAGUUCGUGUUUUCUCUCCCCUUGCUUUAGUUCCACUCGCCUACUGCAUUUUUGCAAGUUUGUUUCGAAAUCACUUUACCAGAGGAGCCGGGGACUCCUUAAAGAAUACUAUUUACAGACUUUUUUUCUUCCUGAAUGACAGACUCUUCCAUGCUUUCUUCCCUUUCCCCAAAAGCAUUCAAGGAAAAAGGAAAGAAAUUUUUCUGGCUCCUCAAAGACUUUUUGGGAAAGGCACGGUUUUUAACAGCCCCCGCUGAGCUAAGAGUCAAAGCUACGAGCUAAAGCUCUGCAUGCCAGGAGAGCGGGGCUGAGGGGGUUGGCAUUGGGCACCGGGAGAUCCGCAGUGCAUGCUUGGAGAGAAACCAAGCAUGCACCAACCAAGAAAGGUGAUCGGAACUGCAAUCGGCACUUUAAAGAUCAAGGUUUUUUUGUGCACGAAACAUGAAUAUGUAAACAGGUCUAUUUUACCCAGCGCAAACGUGGUAAAUCAAAUUGCAUAUAUAUGUCUGUCUGUAUCUCUGUGUGUGCUCGCCACAUCCCAGUGAAGAGUUCAAGUUACUGCCGAGCAGAACCCCUUCUGACGGACACUGUCUUAGCAAAACAGUAGACAACUGCCCUGUUUCAGAUGCGGCCCAACAAAACAGCAACCUGCAUCUCAGAGCGACAGAAGCCUGAAAUUCUGAGCUUUCCCCUUUCUGUAACUUUACUCCUUUAUCAACUCUCUGCUUUUCCUACAGUAUUCAUUUCAAAGGGGGCUCCCCCUAUUUAUGGCCCCAAAUAAACCAAAGUAGUGCAGAUGUAGCCUUCCACAGACUUUAGAUAAUCACGCGUCUGCUCGAAGGAAGAAGGGUGUGUGCAUGGUUGUUUUUUAGGAAAAGUUUUAGCCUUAGAGUGGAAAUCCGCCUUUGGGGAUUCGGGGGUGGUGGUGGAGGGGAAAAAAGGAGCAGAUGGGGUCCCUCCAGCCUCAGCCCCGGCCGAGCUGCUGGCUGCUCUCCGGUGAGGAUCGCUUUCCAGCGAUGUGCGCUGCUACAGGGCACCUCUCUCAGAAGAUACUCCCUACCUGCCUUGCUCACUUGAUCAGCGGCUCCUUGAGAUAACCGGCUCGCCAUGCCACCGCAUUACCUCUUCCUGAAGGGAGGCUAACUGAAGACACCUUUUUCCUGGGCACACGGACAGACUCCGUAGUGUUUGAACCGCUGCUGGUUCACUUGCUCUCCGUUUGAGUUAACCUAGGUCAUAUAAUUUUAUUCCCAGGUAGGGAAGGUUUCCUUUGCCUCCUCGUAAUAUUUUCCUCAGCUACAAAAGCCACCUGGAUGAAACCAAAGGAUUCCUGCGCGUUAGCAAAUGCCUGUUAAAUGGCUUCAUUACCACUCUAAUGACCCUUGCACCGCUCUGCUCGGCUACUGCUGCGGCUGGGGAUCUGCAAGGCUUUUGUCCCCGGCUUGUGUAAAGUUACUUAGGGAUUGCGGGGUUAGAAAUUUUACACUUCCAGGAGGGGUUUGUUGCACUGGCAGCUGGGACGCAUCUGUAACGGUACAAGUUUGCCUGAAAGCAGAAAAUUAGCAAGCCCAAGGCACUGCUUGACUGUCGUGUCUCUAGCAGCACCAGGUCACACGAGUAGGAGAAAGAAUGGGAAGGGGAUUUGUUUCGGAGCAAACACAUACACUUUUCUUUUGUGAAUACCUUUCCCCGUGGCCCGAUCCGACAGCACUAAAAUCUGGGUUUCCCCCCUCCUCGUCUCUCCCGGCCAUAAGUAGCUGUGCCUUUUUGUCCCCCAAUUUGUAAAUUUAAUCAGUUGGUGACACAACUUUAACUACAGGACAACGCUGUCCUCGAUAUAAAUGAACACAUCUUAGAUCUAAAAAGAAGGGUAGAUUGUUUCAGGACCUGGACCACAGACCUGGACCACGGACUGUGGGAAAUAAAGAUAUGCAAGUAGACACUGUAGAUGCUAUGGAGAUGCUCAGCGUUAAUUCCCCGAGGCAGCGUGUGAUGUGAGAUGGGAACAACGGGACGAGGAAGGACUCUGUUGGAAAUGUCGGUGGUUUGUGCACGUCCACUGCCCCCCUCUAUCUUUCCAUACCAAAACUGAAAAUUCUCAGAAUUGGUUAAAACUUCGGAGAUGUCGCAACCAGUUCUGGGGAGGUCGUUCAUUAGAAAAAUGCCCAGCUCUCGGCUCUCCAAAGGAGCGGUGCGGAGCAAAUUGUCUCCUGGGGAGUGGAGGGGGCUUGUCCAGACAGCCACCGGCAGAGGCUGUGGUGGGAUAUGCUAAUAAAGACCGGCCGCUGCAGACCAGCCUCCCUUUCCAUGUAUAUAUAAGGGCCCCCUGCAUCACCCGAAAGACACUUGGUCUUGGGUCGCUAAUUACGGAGCAAAUUGCCCCACCGCGCUGCGGAGCGCCUCGCCUAGAGCCGGUGGCUGCCGUCCCGCACUGACGCCUUUGCAGCAGGGAUGGAGGUGAUGGACAGCUGCAAGUUCUCCCCGUCCGAGCUCUUCUACGACAGCUCCUGCCUUUCCUCCCCGGAGGCCGAGUUCCCCGAGGAUUUUGAGCCCAGGGACCUGACCCCCUUCGGCGCCCACGAACGCCCCGAGCCCGCCUGCUCCGAGGAAGAGGAGCAUGUCCGAGCUCCCACUGGCCACCACCAGGCCGGUCACUGCCUCAUGUGGGCUUGCAAAGCCUGCAAAAGAAAAUCCACCACAAUGGACCGGCGGAAGGCGGCCACCAUGAGGGAGAGGAGGAGGCUGAAGAAAGUGAACCAGGCUUUUGAGACCCUGAAGAGAUGCACCACUGCCAACCCCAACCAGAGACUCCCCAAAGUAGAGAUCCUGAGAAACGCCAUCAGAUACAUCGAGAGCCUCCAGGAGCUCUUGAGGGAACAGGUAGAAAACUACUAUCACCUGCCGGGACAGAGCUGCUCCGAACCGACCAGCCCCACUUCCAGCUGCUCCGAUGGGAUGGCCGACUGCGGCAGCCCCGUCUGGUCGGCGAGAGGCAGCAGCUUCGACGCGGUCUACUGCUCCGAGAUGGCCCACGCGUACGCCGCCGAUCAGAGCAGCUCCCUGUCCAGCCUGGACUGCCUCUCCAGCAUCGUGGACCGUCUCUCCCCGGGGGAGGAACCAGGGCUGCCCCUCCGCGACGCCGACUCUCUCUCGCCCAGCGCCAGCAUCGACUCGGGGCCGGGGACGCCCGGGACGCCGCCGCCCCGACGGACCUACCAGGCGCUAUGAGGGGCCAGAAGGGCCGGCACCCCGCGCCUGCUGCCGCAGCCGGGGCUUCUGCCCGCCCGCCGGCGUCGCCCCCGCGCCCAGCCGCCUCCUGCAAAUGCUUCUCGGGCGAGAGGGGCAGCCCCGGUGCCCCUUGGGCCGCCGUCUCUCUCUGGGGCUGAAGGCAAAGCGUCCUUCCGGGCCCCGGCCCGGGAUAUCCCUGAGGCAGGCAGACCCCGGGCUCGGGACACACGCACUACCCUGGAAACCCCGCUGCAAAUAAAAACGUGCUGUGAGA
Pseudopipra pipra is the source of this 5319-nucleotide messenger RNA. It is a transcript of the gene MYF5, whose product is annotated as myogenic factor 5. Gene Ontology annotation, molecular function: protein dimerization activity; DNA-binding transcription factor activity, RNA polymerase II-specific; RNA polymerase II cis-regulatory region sequence-specific DNA binding. Gene Ontology annotation, biological process: skeletal muscle cell differentiation; regulation of transcription by RNA polymerase II; muscle organ development. The record is from RefSeq and is a predicted model, not a curated record. The transcript has 4 exons. The coding region runs from base 4269 to 5045 and encodes 258 amino acids. Lineage: Eukaryota; Metazoa; Chordata; Aves; Passeriformes; Pipridae.